AUGACAACGAAUUGUAUGGUUUGUGAUGGAUCUGCUGCUCAAUAUCAUUUUGGAGCAAAUGUUUGUAGAGCAUGUGCUGCGUUUUUCAGAAGAUAUGUGAAUACGAAGAAGUUAACUAUUUUGUGUAAUUGCUUAUCGAAAAAAGAAAGUCAAUACCCUUGUAGACUAUGCCGGAUGAAAAAGUGCAUAGCCGUUGGGAUGGAAAGAUCAAAAGUUCAAGGACCAAGAGAUAUGAAUAACCCGCUGAAAAGAAAAAUGAUAGAAGGUUCAUCACCAUCUCCGUCGUCAUCCUCUUCUCCAGACUCUACAAUUUCACAAAUAGAAUUUGGAAUCACAUUACGAAGUGUGGAACUCAUUAAUCUAAUUGCAAAAAACUACAAAAAUCUGGAAAUGACAAGAUCCACUAUAUUUGAUUUGAGUAACCAAAAAAGUACUCUCUGCGUGAAUCUAUAUGAAUUGUCUUUGGAAGUGAAAACGGAUGCAAAGUUGCUAUGGAAACUAUGCGAGACGUCGUUCCCCGAGUUUGACCGCCUUAAUCGAAACGACAAAAAAACUCUAUUCUUCAACUUUUAUGCGAAGUGGAGUAUUUUCGAAGUUGCAAUGUUCUCUGCCAAACGGAAUGAUCCACAUAACUUCUACUCUCCGUCAGGUGCAAUUGCUACUUCAAUUAAUGACUUUUAUGUGAAUACAGUAAGAGAAAAGAGUGUUUUGAGUGAUGAAGAAAUAAUAAGGAUAUUCGAACCAUUUUGGACGUAUCAUUUUCAAAAUGUCAUCAGUCCUGUUGUGAAACUUCGAUUUGGAGAAAUGGAAUAUAUGGCUCUUCUCGGAAUUAUGUUAUGGGAUGCAGGUUAUGCCAAUAUCAGCAAUGAGUUAGCAGAAGUGUGCCAUUCGAUGCGAAAAAUAAUAUUGCGGGAACUGAAUGCUCACUUUGCUGAAAAUGAAAUCUCCUCGAACAGACUUUUUGAGACAUGGGACACUUUAAAUCUUUUGGAGCGCGCCGAGCAUAAAUGUCAAGAAGAGAUCGAACUUUGUGGGGUAUACAACUUUGAAGUAGAUGAAGACAUGAGGAAUAUGAUAAUGUGGGACAAGUAUUAA
Caenorhabditis remanei is the source of this 1095-nucleotide messenger RNA. RefSeq lists its product as uncharacterized. Lineage: Eukaryota; Metazoa; Nematoda; Chromadorea; Rhabditida; Rhabditidae. Gene Ontology annotation, biological process: regulation of DNA-templated transcription. Bases 1 to 1095 code for a protein of 364 amino acids. The transcript is spliced from 8 exons. The record is from RefSeq and is a predicted model, not a curated record. Gene Ontology annotation, molecular function: DNA-binding transcription factor activity; zinc ion binding; sequence-specific DNA binding.